AUGGAGGCUUUAAUCCAACAAAAAGUAUUGGAAGUAGCGAAUCAGGUGGAAAAGCAAUUAGAUGCUGAAUUAGAACAGCUAGAAAAACUUGAUAGUGAUGAUCUGGAAAAAUUGAGAGAAAAAAGGUUAAAAGAGCUGAAGCAAAUUCAUCAUCAAAAACAAACGUGGAUUGCUGCAGGUCAUGGAGAAUAUAAUGAAAUCUACAACGAAAAAGAAUUUUUUGAAGUAUCCAAAAAAUCACAGAAUAUUGUAUGUUUAUUUUACAAAGAUGAUUCACCUAGAUGUAAAAUAGUGGAUGAACACUUCAAAGGAUUGGCUAAAAAACAUGUGGAAGCACGUUUUUGUAAACUAAAUGUUGAACGGGCUCCAUUCUUGACAGAACGGUUGAAAAUCAGGGUUAUUCCAACAAUAGCUAUUGUCAAAGAUAGUAAAACUGUAGAUUUUAUUGUCGGUUUUACUGAUUUAGGAAACUGCGAUGAUUUUUCAACAGAAAUGCUAGAGUGGCGCAUCGCUCAUUCCGGCGCAAUUUCCUACAAUGGAGAUUUAUUAAAUCCUCCAGAAAAAGGAGCUAAGAAAAAAAUCACACACUUGAAAAAACCUAAAACCAUCCGAAGUAAAUAUGACUCCGAUGAUAGUGAUGCUGAUGAAAUUUAA
Molecule: messenger RNA, 654 nt
Organism: Cotesia congregata
Lineage: Eukaryota; Metazoa; Arthropoda; Insecta; Hymenoptera; Braconidae
Source: the annotation of a GenBank genome assembly